Messenger RNA from Populus euphratica (Euphrates poplar), 345 nucleotides. Its product is annotated as protein NIM1-INTERACTING 3. The transcript has a single exon. Bases 1 to 345 code for a protein of 114 amino acids. The record is from RefSeq and is a predicted model, not a curated record. Lineage: Eukaryota; Viridiplantae; Streptophyta; Magnoliopsida; Malpighiales; Salicaceae. Gene Ontology annotation, biological process: regulation of systemic acquired resistance.
AUGGAAGGAGAAAGAAGAGAGGGAAAUAUGGUGGUUGAUGAAGAAGAGGAGAAGAUCAACACUUUUUACACUUUGGUUAGAAAUAUAAGAGAUGUCCAUAAUCAAAUGUCGAGUGGUUCCAAAGGGAAAGGGAAAGCGGAGGAAAAGGAUAUGAAACCAACUUGGACCCCAUCCUUCACCUGGGAAGAUUUUGCCGAGGAGGAUCAUCAUGAGCAAUUCAGAGGCAAUUUUGAAAUGCUCCCACCUCCUCCUCCUCCUUCCUCUAAGAAUAUUGAUGAAGGACAGCAACCCACAACAGAUCAGAAAAGGCAAGAUGAAGAUUUAGAUCUCAAUCUUUCACUUUGA